This is a messenger RNA of Eublepharis macularius, 4799 nucleotides long. RefSeq lists its product as uncharacterized. The transcript has 3 exons. Bases 2463 to 3407 code for a protein of 314 amino acids. The record is from RefSeq and is a predicted model, not a curated record. NCBI's taxonomy places the organism in Eukaryota, Metazoa, Chordata, Lepidosauria, Squamata, Eublepharidae.
CGGCGGGAGCGCGCACGCCGUCCGCUCGCUCGGGCUGAGGCUGACCCUGUCCGGCUCGGGGCGGCUGGCGAGGGGAAUCCCCGCCGCUCCGCCCGCCUCGGCCCCAGCGCCGCCGCGCCGCUUCCCGAAGCCUGAGAGGCCGCGGAUGGAGGCCCCGGAAGCAGGCCGCGCGGCCCCGCCCCGGCGCCCCCCGCUGCCAGGGAGACGGGCCCGUGCAGGGGGCGAGGCCGGAUAUGCGCGCCCCGCCCCUCCGCUUCGGAAGGAGGCGCCGCACGCCCUGGCUGAGCCCGUUCGGCGAUGCGGGGCCAGGGAGGCCGUCGCGGCCUGGCGGAGGCGGCCCCGCUGCUGGCGCUGCUGCUGCUGCUGGCCGCCCUGGAGGGCGCCUCCAGCCAUCCAGUGCAGCGUCCGGUGGUCGGGGACCUGGGAGGGUCGGUCUCGCUGCAGGUUUCGGUACCGCCAGGCACAGAAGUGGCCAGAAUCGAGUGGGAUUUCCAGCCCGGCAGCGGCCAAGCCCUGGUGAUUGCGGAAUUCACACCUGGGCAAUGGGAGCGGCCCAAUCCCGAAGACCGAUUUGGGCCGCGGCUGGAAAAGGCUGACGAGACCACGCUGAGGAUCCAGGCCCUGGCGAAGGAGGACAGCGGCGUCUAUACGGCUCACGUGAGAUACAGAACCGCCGAGGUGCAAGAGCACGUCUUUCUCCUCCAGGUUUCGGAUGAAAGUGGACCUGGAGGGACCUGGAUGCUUCACCUCCUUUGGCUGUUUGCCAUCCCGAUGCCAUGCUUUGUGAUUUGCAUCUGGAAGCGCUGUAAGAAAUUUGAAAAGUAUGGAAUGAAAGUUUUCGAGAAAGUUAAAAAGUCAAAAAAUGGCGAUGUUUGUCCUCAGCCCACUCAGAUGGAGACUUUGUCAGGGCAAGAAAGCAACCUGGGGAAUCCCCCCCAAUCUCACUCCCUGUGAAACGAAGUAACUGCCAAGACUGGAUGGGAAUGGAGGAGCAGCGGACUAGAAGUCAAGCCCCCAAGGGAAAGGGGCAGAAGAACGCUGGGGGGAAACCUCAAGCCCAGGUCAAAAUGCCUGGACAUAAGCGGUCUGUUAAGUGGAUGCCCCUCUCUCAACUUGAAGCAUCUUCCAAUGUAACAAGAAGGAACAAAGGAAACAGAACAAAAGCAAUAAACCAUCAGAAAUAAAAACAGCUUUAAACUCAAAUAGAACCUGCCAGUAAAACCGCAUCAGUCAGUCCUAACUGAUUGUGAACAGCCGUGAAGAAACCUGGCAGCCAAUCAGUCGAAGGCCGGAUCAAAAAGGCAUAUUUUUGCCUGGUGCUGAAAAUUAGCCAGGCCCAACACCUGGCAAACCUUUGAAGGGAGGGAGUUUUCGUAAAAGUGGCACCACUGCAGAGAAGGCCCUGGCCCGAGUGUCUCACCGCCUGAGCCAGUUCCUAGGAAUGCCAUUUCCUCCUCCAUUCCUGCCUUGAGGGGGCUGGCCGGAAGUUCUUAAAUGCCUUGCCAAGUAUUCGGGGGGGGGGGGUGGCCCUUGAAGGACCAGGUCCCCAGGGAAUUGGGGCUUUGAAGGGGGCUCUCAGCAUAUUGAAGAGGCCCAGGAGCAAAUCAGCAGCCAGUGGAGCUCUUUGAAGACGGAGAUGAUCUCUGUGGCCGGCACCAGACCUCAGGUGAGGUGCUGCACGGGGGCCCAGUGGCUGCUUCAAGGGCAGCCCCAGGCACGGGGCACUGCAAGAGUCCAGCCUGCAACUGGCUGGCGGCCAAGGCUGGCGAAAGCACUAUGGGCCACACCCUUGAUGUUUAAAGGCUGAUGCGCAACUGCCAACCUGCUCCAGUGGGAUUGCGGCCCCGUCCAGAACAGGCAGACUCCAUAAGCCUCCAUUCUGUUGCCCACCAACAGUGCCUUGGCCACGUCUGGAUUGAGUUUCAGUUUAUUGGUCCUCAUCCAGCCCUUAGUGCCUCACUCAACUCAGAUGAAAAGGAGCAAGGGAGUGAGGCAGCACUCCAGGGUCCUGGACCUUCUCUUCCUCUGGGUGUAAAUAGCACGGGAGAGAUGGAUUCGGUUUCGUUUUCCCGGCCAUGUCGGACGUUCCUCUCCGCAGGCUCAGGGGGAACUGUCUGAGCAGGCUGACUGGGCGGUUGACCCGCGAGGGUUAACCUCCAGGGCUCCCAGGGAGGGAGCCUGGAUCCGGGGCGCUGCAGGAAGAACCCCCUGGAAGUAAUGCAGGGGGCAAAUUGCCCGUUUGCCCCAACGGAGGCCGGCAGUCUUGCGCAGCACCAUGUGUGCGGCCGGGCCAUGGAGAACGGCAAUAAGCAGAUUUAAGGUGAAGACCUGUAAGUAAGCGAAUCCCUUCUGAUUUUUGAGCGUAUGCGAAGGAUUGGUGGAAAUUGAAGCUAAAAGGCGCAGACUUCUUCCCCUGCACCGAGUUUCGGAACUAAGUUGGCGCCCCCUCCCCGUCCCCUAAGAUGGCGACGAGAAAGCAGAGCCCAGCAAUGAGUAAAUCGGUGACGGCAACGCUUCAAGGGAAGGGGGAAACGCUGGAAGAGCUGGUGAGACGAGCAGUUUUCGAUGCUGUGCAGCCUUUUGUAGCGAAACUGAAUGAAAUGGGGCAAAAGGUUGAUUCUGUGGAGAGUGAGGUGAAAGCCAUUAAAGAAACAGCGACCGGAGCAGAGCAGUCUGCACACGAGAACGCAGUACUCAUGAAAGCAACAAGUAAGGAAGUGAAGCUUUUGGAGAAUCAAAUAAUAGGAUUACAAGUGGACUGUGCCCAAACGGUAUUGCGUCUUCAAAAUGUAAAAGAAGAGCAAAGUGAAAAUUUAAAAGAUUUGGUGUCUGGACUUUUGGCGCCAUUUGCAAAGGCAACUAAAGAAGAGAUUAAAAACGACAUCUUGGAAGUCCGGCGGACAUCUUCAAAGUAUGCAAUGAAGCGGCAGCUGCCUCGUGAGAUUAUUAUUGAUUUUUCAUCUAAGAAGACUCGGGACACCAUCUUAUAUAAUUCGUAUAAUGUGGACUUGGACUAUUUGGGCAAUAAGGUUAAAAUAUUGAAGGACGUUCCAUUUUUGGCUCGUAAGAGGAGAUUCAAGUACAAGGGACUUGCGGCUUCCUUGAGGAAAUGCGAUAUAAAAUAUAAAUGGCUGUUUCCAGAAGGCGUCUGGUUCAGAUAUAAGGAUCAAACCUACAAGAUUACAUCGGAAGCGCAGCUGACAGAGUUUUUGUUCAACCAUCAGGAGUUUCUGCAGGAAGAAAGUUCGAAGUCUGAAAGGGAAAGUGGGGGGGAGGAGAGAGCGGGCGCAGCUGCUCCAGCUGCGCAGAGAGAAUUGAGACCGAGACGCAAAGGGGGGGGGGGAAGAGGUGCUGAUCCUGAUUAUAAUUUGUAUUGUAUAAGACCUACCAAUCUGAUAGCAUAUUAGAAAGUUAACUCUUAAGGAAAAUUGCAGUAUGAAGGGAAUACAAGACAUGUAGAGUAGUGUCUGUUGUUUGUAUGUUGAUUUUCCCUUUUCCCAGUUUUCCCUUCCCCCUUUUUUUCCCCUUCCCCUUUAUACUUUUGUAGUUUUCUGUAGUUUUUUAUGUUAGAUAUUGAAAAAAUAAAAAAACUUUAUAUAUAUAAAAAAAAAAUAGCACGGGAGAGAUGGAAGCUGUGGAACCUCAAAGCUGCCUUGGGGCAGAGCAGUUCUCUCCCAGGCCCUGCAGGAUAUGACGAGAGGGCUGUGCCUGCAGCCCCUGUUCCCAGCCAGGCGCACCAGAAGGACACCGGAGCCAGAAGAGCCAAAGCAAAGCCCUGCUGGGUCAGGCCAGCGGUCUUUUUGGCGCACACUGGCCAACCAAUGGUUCUGGCAAGCCAGCAAGCAGAGCCAAGACGCUGAGGCCUUCCUCGGACGCUGCCUCCGAGCAGUGGGGUUCCGAGGCCUGCUGCCCCUGGACAUGGAGGUUCCCUUCCAUCACCCCUCCAGGGGUCUGUCUCCGCGCCUUUGAGGCCUGUGGUCUUGAAGGCUGCUGAGCGGUCCAGGAGUGCCAGCAGGGCCUCGUUCCCUGUCCGCCAGGGAGGCAAGACCCCCCGGUGACCAGAGAGGUGGGGGCAGAAUGUUUCCCAUUUCUAAAUAUUGUAUCAUAAAAUUAGUAACAAUGAAUGGACUCGCUCAACCAAAGGUCGCACUGCUGAGCUUCUUUCUGUUCCUUGAAAUCUUCUGCUUCUGGAGAAUCAGUGACAAUCACAAUCAGUGGAGAAAGUGGGCUGCUUUCAGCUGCCACCCUUCCCUUGCCCAUUGGCUCGUGGGCAAAAGCAUCCCUCAGCAAACGAGGAACUGGGCUCAUCUGAGGAGGCCGUCGAGACUUCUGGAGCAGGGCUUGGGUGUCCUCCUUGGAGAGUCUUCUGAGGUCCCCCUCUCCAGGGAGAAGAGGACGAAACUGCUGGCUUUGAAAGCAGCAGUGCUGGUGUGGGGUGGAGGCUCAGUGGGAGGGAGAUGGGCUAUGUCUGUUUAAUUUAAAUCUAUUGCCCUUCAGAGCUAUGGUGCCUCUGAACAUGCAGCGGGGCACGCUCCUGCUCCAGCCUCCUUGGCAAGCCCUGUUACCGAGACUCGCCUCUCAUCCCCGCUAGGGGCGUGCCAGAGUGUGCCUGUGCUGCUGUGGAAGCCAUGGGAGUCUCGAACACACUUUCUAAAUUAUGUUAUAGGAUUACUUACUUACUCAUUUAUCCACUGUCCUGUUUCAUUUGUAACAAUGCUCUCCUGAACAAUUCAGUUUUACAAUCUGCGGGAUAAGCAAAGCACAGGAGCCUUCUUUCUCGCAUUGAAAUAAACUUUUAC